Amphiprion ocellaris (clown anemonefish) is the source of this 19003-nucleotide messenger RNA. RefSeq names its product Usher syndrome 2A (autosomal recessive, mild) (gene ush2a). The transcript is spliced from 94 exons. NCBI's taxonomy places the organism in Eukaryota, Metazoa, Chordata, Actinopteri, Pomacentridae. The coding region runs from base 552 to 17567 and encodes 5671 amino acids. Gene Ontology annotation, molecular function: protein binding. The record is from RefSeq and is a predicted model, not a curated record.
UUACUUUGUGUUCGGUAUCCUGCCGCUGCGAGCGCUGCUGGACAGAUGGCAGCGCGCGCUAAUCUCCUUAGCAGUGCGCGCCGCGUGUUGUGAAUGAGAGCGCGUGAGACAGAAGAAGAAGAAGAAACGGGAGCUUUGUCAAGUUCACCUGAGCUGUCGUCAUUUCUGUGUUGAACAAAAAUACUUCCAGUCAUGUUGGGGGAGGACUACUUUUUCUCCGCAAGCCGUGUGUGUUGUUGUUGCUGACAGACAGACAGACAGACAGGCAGACAGGUGUGUGGACACACAGGUAGCUGCUUCUGUUCGCCUCGUGCCAGAGCAACAAGUUGUUUGUUGUCGCUACACUUGUGAUGGGGAUAGAGCUCUGUGCUGGGAGUCCACCACGACAGAUUGUGAAAUCCUACCUAUCAUGUGAAGGCUUUGGUAGUGGUUUGUGUGUGGGUGUGGGUGUGUGGGACGGAGACAGUGUAACGGAGAGCUAAGCUUCGUAGCUUCACCCCAGGGGCACUGGCCUGGAAAAAAUGGCCCUGUAACCCUGGAACCAUGAAACCAUGACAGUCAUCACUUAUUCAAACGCUGCUGGAGGGCUUCAGGAAGAAAUCCAGGUUCUUGAACAUCCCUUCGCCUCCAGAAAUGUUCCACAACCCCUGUUUGAGAUUCUAGAACCGUGGACCAUGCUGGAACCUGCAGAGAGUCCGAUUGCUGAAUGUUGUGGGGUCAAAGGCCUGAGAUGGACAGAAGAGGAGGAAAACCGGAAAACUGAGGGAGGAGCGAAGAGAGGAAAUUUGCGAUGGAGAAAACAAACAUGGGGCAGAGGAGUCAACAGAGAGAAGAUGGCAGGAGGAAGAGAGGAGCUAUGUAAUACAUGGAAUAAUGGCAAGUUUGAAAUUAGAACAAAUCUACAAGGAAGUGGAAAAAACGGGGCAAAAGGGAAGAACAAGACAAAUGUCUCUGGAAUGUUGUCAGUUACAGAAAGAAAAGGUGAAAUCCUGCAAAUGAGGACAAUGAUGAGGAAAAAGAAGUGCUGGCCUGACUUUCUGUGGCUGUUGCCCCAAAAAAACAUCAAUGAAGAAAAGGUGAAGAGGAAGAUGAGCAUUAGUAGCUUCCUCUGGUUACCUCUCCUCUUCCUCAGCCUCUGCCCAACACCUGCUUCAUCACAGGGACAUUUUCCACGGAUGGAGAAUGUUGCUGCCUUCAAACCAGUGUCCACGUCUCCGCCUCGCUCCACCUGUGGCUUUCCAGAGCGGAGCAGCUACUGUCAAUCACCUUCCUCACCGACUGAACUACUGACAUGUUAUCAAGCCUUCUGUGUGCAGGAGUGUCCCUAUAGAUCCUCCACACCGCCGUAUGCCCCACUGCUGCUAGCCGCACACAGGGGUACCUGUGUAUCUGAAGAGACUAAUGACUCUCGUCCUGGGGCUCAGAAAGAUACCGGAACCACGACCAGUUCAGAUGGGGUCUCUGGUGGAUCUUUUAGUUUGCUGUUUCGGCCAGGCCAGGAUGGAUGUCUGGUCUCUCCCCCUUCACAGACACUUGGAGCACUGGGUUCCCUCACGUUGGCAUUGUGGAUUAAACCAAGCUCCACUGGAGAGAUGAUGCUGCUGGAGAAGAGUUUAGGGGGGCGGUUGGUUUUUUCCCUCAUGGUGUCUGGGCAGGAAGUCAUGCUGCGGUACAGUCCGUCCAACAGUCAGACUCGUCUGUCCAUCAGCUUCAGAACAGAGGGCAGGCUGGGGCUGGACGAGUGGACACAUCUUGUUUUGCAAAUCCAUGACAGACGUGUGAGUCUUUUCCUGGAUGGGCUUGAAGAGGACGGGACACCGUUUGACACACAACUUCUGACCACCAGGCUCUCUGAUAUCGGCGAGGAUGGUGCCAUGUGGGUGGGACUCAGCUCCAACGGGUCUAAUCAGUUCAUUGGGUGGAUGCAGGACUUUAGAUUUUAUCCUGCCACUUUGACCAACAGGGAAAUAGUAGAGUUGUACUCAGGAGUUCUGCCUGAGCUCCAUGUCCAGCCUGAGUGUCGCUGUCCUCCGAGUCACCCUAGAGUGCACCCUCUAGUUGAGAGAUAUUGCAUUCCCAAUGCUGUCGAGGACACCACCAAUGACAGAGUCCUCAGACUGAACCUUAACGCCCAUCCACUCAGUUAUAUCAAUGAUCAGGACAUGGGCACCACAUGGCUGUCUAAGAUCAUGACUACACAGGAGCUGGAUGAAGGAGUCACUAUUACAGUGGAUUUGGCAAAUGGACAAUACCAGGUAUUCUAUGUUAUAGUUCAGUUUGGUGGCCUCAUGCCUGAGUCAGUUCUGAUCCAGAGAAGGAAGCUUGACCCCACAGAGCCUGAGAGUGGCACCACCACAAAACAGCCGUGGUUGGACUGGCAGUAUAUGGCCAGAAACUGCAAUGUGUUUGAAAUGCAGAACAAUGGACAGUUACAAAGACCAAACUCAAUCAACUGUCUACAGCUGCCCAGUGAUGUGUCCUUUUCUGGAGGUAACAUCACAUUCAGCCUGCUGAGCGCACAGCCAGUCAGGAGGCCGGGUUAUAAUGACUUCUACAACACCCCGGCCCUGCAGGAGAUGGUACAAGCUGCCCAGGUCAGGAUACAUAUGAGCAGACAGUACCACACCAGAGCAGGUGGGGUCAACCAGCGACACAGAUACUUUGCCAUCAACGAGAUCACCAUCAGUGGCAGAUGUGAGUGUCACGGACAUGCAGACCACUGUGAUACCAGUGUGACACCAUACCGCUGUCUGUGUCUGCCGGAGAGCCACACAAUGGGAAACAACUGCCAGCGCUGUGCUUCGCUUUACAAUGACAAACCAUUUAGGCCUGGUGAUCAACUCCUACCUAUGAACUGCAGACCUUGUCAGUGCCAUGGCCACGCCCUCUCCUGCCAUUACGAUGUUCUAGCUGAUGACCAACCAGAUGAGCACUAUCGAGGAGGGGGAGGCAUCUGUGACAACUGUAUUCACAACACCACAGGUAAGAACUGUGAACUGUGUAUAAGUGGGUUUUUCAGGCUGGAGGACUCUGAUCCCACUUCAGUUGAUGUGUGUCAGCCCUGUAACUGUCACGCUGCUGGAACGGUCAACGGCAGUAUGGAGUGUGCUCAGAUAGGAGGUCAGUGUCAGUGUAAGGCUGGAGUAACGGGUCGUCGCUGUGCAGACUGUUUGCCUGAUUGGUAUGGUCUUAAAGUUUCAAAUCCAAAUGGCUGCAUUUCCUGUAACUGCACUGACAUGGGCAUUAUCAGCAGCUCAACAGGAGAAGUUCCCAGUUGCAACCAUGACACGGGGCAGUGCCAGUGUAAACCGCAUGUCACAGGUCUUUCAUGUGACCGCUGUGAGUUUGGUUAUUGGAACUUCUCCCACCCAGACGGCUGCGUCCCAUGCGACUGUGACCCCUCGGGGUCCCUCAGUCCGUUCUGUGAGCCUGAAGGGGGUCAGUGUGAGUGUAAGCCUGGGGUGGGCGGCCAGCGAUGUGACUCAUGCGGCAGCGGCUUGUACGGUUUAAGACCGGAGGGUUUCUGUGCUCCUUGCAACUGCUCACAUGAAGGGACGGUACCUGGGACAGACUGUGAUCCUUACACAGGCCAGUGUGUGUGUAAGGAACAUGUGGAGGGUCGUCGUUGUGACUCUUGCCGUCAUGGUUACCACACCCUGGAGCAUCGAAACUCUCUGGGCUGCCUCCCGUGUGUGUGUGACAUCAGUGGAACUGAGCCAGAUGGUGUAUGUGAUAUGUGGACCGGACAAUGUCCGUGCAAGGACGGGGUGGAGGGAGCUCAGUGCACCAACUGUGCUCACAACUACUAUAACGGAAGUGCAGAACUUCAGAAGAGUUUGUCCCAGGGCUGUGUACCUUGCAUCUGUGACCCCAGAGGAACGGUGGCAGGGUCAGUCUGCGACACCACUACUGGGCAGUGUGUUUGUGUCCCUACACGCUAUGGAAAAGACUGCAGUAGCUGCCGACCUGGUUUCUACCUCUCUCCAGAUCAGACUUUGUGUUUGGAGUGUGACUGCCAUCCAAUGGGAGCAUUGCAGCGUGAUUGUGAGAGCCAGACUGGACAGUGUGUAUGUGCUCAUCCCUCAGUGGGAGGACGACGUUGUGACCAGUGUCGUGAGAUGUUUUUUGGAUUCAACCCUGGUCUGGGCAGAUGCCAUCCUUGUACAUGCGACCCAGUGGGAAGUGUCAAUGGUUCGUGCCAUCCAGACACAGGAGAGUGUGUGUGUAAGCUGCUGGUAACUGGAGACAAGUGUGAUUUAUGUCAUCCUGGAGCGAGUCAUUUGGAUCCUGAGAAUCACUUUGGCUGCAGUAAAGCACCGUCCCAGCAACCUGCACCAGUAGGUUUUGCUCUCAGUUUCUCGUCCAUUCGUCUUUCUUGGCAUCCGCCCGACUCCCCAAACUCACACAGACUCAACUACACACUCAUCAGGGAUGAGCGGCCAGUGCAGACCAUCCAAAGACAUUAUCCUUUCAGCCCUGAGUCAUUUGAAGAUGUUGGUUUGUUUCCCUUUACCAGCUACACCUACUGGCUUGUAACCGCUAAUGUAGCUGGUGCAACAAGAAGUGCAUCAGCGUCAUACCAGACUUUAGGUGCACCACCUGAUGCUGACCAGCUCCAUUUAACCCUUGUGGGACGACCGGGUCCUACCAGUGCUAGCUUUAACUGGAGCACACCACGAAAUGAUACAGGGCCAGUGGAAAGGUUUGUGUUAUCCUCCAUGGAGUCAUCUGGCAGAGCAGAAUCCUUCAUCCACUACUCAGGCUUAUCUACUGAGGCUGUGGUGAGCGGUUUGAAGCCCUUCACCAAAUACACUGUCAAACUUGAGGCAUGCUCUUCUGGGGGUUGUACUUCUAGCCUCCCACUGCCUCUGCUGACAGCCCCUGCCCCCCCACAAAACCAGGAUGCUCCCAGAGUCACUGCUACAGGACCUCAUUCACUGCAUGCUUCCUGGGACCCCCCCAGUCAGCCAAAUGGUGUUAUCACAAGGUAUGAGGUCUUUCUGCGUGGACCAGUGGAAUCACAGAACCUUUCCAGUUUUGCUGCUGAGAAGAGAGUGUUCUUCAGCUCCGGUUGGCUGGAUCCAAGUGUUUCUCCAGAAGCAAAGCUAAGCAAUAGAAGCACAGUGUCACCCCCUGAAAGCAGCGCCAUUGUAACGGGUCUGCAGGCAUUUUCAACAUACCAGCUGAGAGUUGUAAGCAUUAGUACUGCAGGAAAUGUCACUUCAGGGUGGACCACAGUGCGCACCAUGGAGGGAGUCCCAGAGUUUAUGGCCUCUCCACAAGUGUCUGCACUGUCGUCUACCAGUCUGAAAGUUACAUGGAGCUCUGCCGAGGGCCAAGGGGUCAUCGCCAGAGGACAAGUCACAGAAUAUCGGGUCAACUUGCUCACUGAACAGACCACCAAUCCUUAUGCUCCUCCUGUUGUUAAUCAGGUCUUGCAUAGGGUGGGACCAUUGUCACAGCCUGUUUUUAUAGUUAAAGGGUUGAAGUCGUACCAUGUGUACAACUUCACUGUCACACUCUGCACAAAAACAGGCUGCAUUACCAGUCUGCAAAGCACAGGACGGACCCUAGCAGCAGCACCAACAGGACUGUCAUCACCUGGAUUACACCCAGUAAAUGAAACCACCAUUCAGAUAGACUGGGACCCUCCAGCUCAACUCAAUGGUCCACACCCUCUGUAUCAGGUGGAAAGGACAGAUGUCUCUCUCUCUGACCCACAAAGUCCUGUUGUCAGAGGCACCAGAUUCCCAGGAAACAGUUACUACCGAUUUCCCAGUGACUCUCUUCCUGUCAACACUGACUUUACAGGUGUAAAGAUGAGUUUCAAGACUCGGUCCCCAGACGGGCUGCUGCUCUGUACCUUCUCUCCAGGAAAUCAGGAAGAGUUUCUGGCCAUUCAGAUCAAAAAUGGACGUCCUUACUUUUUGUUUGACCCACAGGGCUCAGCAGUGGCUGUGAGUGUGCAGGGUGAUGGAGGGCGCCGCUACAAUGAUGGACAGUGGCACAGCAUCACAGCAACAAGGCGAGGGGCCGUGGGAACAAUCGUUGUAAACGAUCAAUACAGAGGAAGUGCAUCAGCUUCCAGCGGCAGCACCAUUAUCGGUGAGAACACUGGGGUGUUCAUUGGAGGGCUGCCUGAAGAUUUUACUCUACUGAGAGAGGAUUCAGGAGAUGCCCGACUCGUGCGACAGGGCUUCUCUGGUUGCCUGAGAGAUGUGAGUUUUAAGAUGAUUGACAGUCCCUCAGAGGAAUGGCAGUUUCUGGACUGGGGAAAAGCCACCAAGAAGGUAGCAGCGUAUGAAAGCUGGGAGGGAUGUCCUCUUCAAACUGUGGACGGAGCCCAUUUUCUGGGUCAUGGGUACUUGGAGUUGGGUGCAGGUGUAUUCAGCGGAGGACAGGACUUUGACAUUUCUAUGGAUUUCAGAACCGACCAGCUCAGUGCACUUUUGAUCUUUACAUACAACACACAAACAGAAGACUAUAUGCUGGUGGAACUGGAAGCGGGUCUUCUGUCCUUCAUUCUUGCCUCUGAAGGUCAUGUGAUUGAACUCAGCAUGUGGGUGGGACUUGGCUACUGUGAUGGAGACUGGAAACAGUUGUCAUUGGCAAAACGUGGCUCACUCAUCUCCGCUGCCAUUGAUGACUGGGCCGAAGAAACAAGGGGAAUGGGAGGGACAGCAAGGCUGAGAGUUGAUUCACCAUUUUAUUUGGGGGGCGUGCCAACGGUGCUCAUACAUCCUGCACUGGACAGCCGAAGUCACAAACACGGCCUUGGUGGCUGCAUUAAGGGUCUUACCAUACGAAGUGAUGAAAGAAACCCUACUGUCAGUCAAAGUGUGAAUCUAGCCGUUGCCUCACAGAGUUCUGUAAGAGUCUACUUAGAUGGCUGUCCAACCAGUGAAAGCCGUUACAACUGCAGAGGAAAUGAUUCAGUGUUGGUGUAUAAUGGGAGAAAGACUCAAGCCACAGAUUAUAGUCUACAGCCUUUCACUGAGUACCUGUACAGGUUUGUGGCCUUGGGUGCAGGAGGUUGGGCUGCAGGACCUUGGCAGAGAGGACGCAGCCGAGGCAAAGUACCUUCGUCUGUGCCGCCUCCUACCACAGUGCAGAGCUUCAGUGGCUUCAGUGCCAAGGUGAGCUGGGUGCCACCCACUGGUGACAUCAGAGGGCUGAUUGACAGAUACGAGCUGAAGGCUUACAAUAGAGACCAUCUUGAAGCACCGCCUAUCACAGCCACAUACCUGGCUAAUGGAAAUUUCACAGGUGUGCUGUCAGGUCUCACUCCAUCCACUCGAUACAUUGUCACUGUAAGUGCCUGUAGUCCUGUUGGCUGCGCUGAGAGUCUUUAUAAUGACAGCAGUGAUGAUGAUGAUUUAAGAUUGAGUCUCACAACCCCGGAGGAAGCUCCAGAUGCUGUCUCCCCUCCAGCUGCAGUUUCAUCACCCACAGCUCUCUAUGUUACCUGGGAACCUCCAGCAAAGCCCAAUGGAGACGUUACAGAGUACCUCCUCUAUCACAACGACCAAAUGGUCUACAGAGGGAAAAACAGACAACACAACAUCACUGGUCUGGGCGUGUACUCAACCCAUGUCUUUGUGCUGAGUGCAUGCACCUCAGUGGGCUGCACCAACAGUUCACAAGUUACAAUGCUGACCUCUCAGCUUCCUCCUGGGCCUCUACAAGCUCCAAUUCUUACCCUGCUAGACUCUCGGACUGUUUUUGUGGAGUGGUCACGUCCCUCUCAGACAAAUGGCGUUUUCGAGUUUUACUCCAUCUUCUUGUCACAUGACGGUGCAGAGCCUGUGCUAGCCUAUAACAGCUCAGAACUUCUUGAGGACCACACACUCCGCAACCUAACUCCUGGAACAACUUACACCAUCACACUGGCUGCCUGCACAGGAGGUGGGUGUACAUUAAGCCCUCCAAGCCAGGCUCAGACUGAAGAGAGCACCCCAGAGAAUGUUCCUGCACCGCUGGUCAGCCCUUUGUCCCCACAUGCACUCAACGUCAGCUGGACUCCUCCUGACACUCCAAAUGGCAUUAUAACCAGCUAUGGUCUUUGGCUGGAUGGCGUUCUCAUUUUAAACUCCAGUUCCUCUCAGAGGUUUUUCGUGGUGGAGGGACUCUCUCCAUGGAGCCGACACAUUCUCAGGCUUCAGGCCUGUACAGCACAGGGCUGUGGCAAAGGACCAAUGGUGGAGAUGCGCACAUUAGAAAUGGUCCCAGAAGGCCCCAUACUGCUGGAGCUGACCAAUCAGAGCUCUAGAUCACUCCGAGCCCGCUGGACAGCCCCUCCUAGACCAAAUGGGAACCUCAGCUACACACUGUACUGCAAAAGCAAAGAUGGUGAAGGUGUGUUGGAUGGAAGUACAGCAGCAGGUAUCUGGUUGUCUGUGGCUGACCUGCAGCCAUACACUAACUACAGCUUCUGGAUCAGAGGGUGUAACACACAGGGUUGUGUUGAGAGUCUUCCCCUCAGUGUUACUACACCCCCAGCAGCCCCAGAUGGUUUGUCUCCUCCAACUCUGAUCCAUGCAACUAAUACCAGUCUGAAUGUAUCCUGGUCUGCCCCUGCCAACUCCAACGCACCAGGCCCACUUUACUACAGCCUGCAAAUGAGGACAUCCCCACAGAGGCCUGUCAUAAGGCUUAUGGAAAAUGCAACAGACACCUUUUCCUAUUCUGUAGAGGGAUUGUCACCAUACACACAGUACCUGUUUAGAGUGGUGGUUUCACACACACACGGACAAACAGCCGGUCCCUGGGCAACCCUACGCACUGCAGAGGAUAGUCCAGGACCAGUAAACCCUCCAGCUGUAUCAGGACUUCAUUCUCGAAGUGUAUCAGUUACCUGGGUUCCUCCCACACAGCUAAAUGGCAUUAUCACAAAUUAUAUCCUCUGUCUACACCCCAGCUCUGUCACUUCUUUCGAUUAUAAACCCAGCUCAGUCUCUAGCACUAACUUGAACCUCAAACCAAGCUUAGGCCCUGACCUAAACUUGCUGCCCAGCACAGAGGGUGUAUAUCUCAAUUCAGGUCAUAACUUCAGGCCAACAUCCAAGCUUACUACCCCUCAAGGCUCAAGCUACAUCUCCAUGUCUUCUAACCACACAGGCACUAAUAGUGACUCAAGUGCAAUUCAAGAUACUUCACACAAAUUGCUCUCUAACCAUUCCCUCAUCUUGAGGCCUGGUACUGCAGAAGACAACCAAAAUGAGUCCACUAAUGUGAGCAAUGUAAGCCAAGGCCUCAGUUCCAUCUUAUUCCACCCUACUGAACCCAGUAGCACCAGUGGAAGUCCCAGCCUCUCACUGUCAAACCCAGAGUACAGUGCAAUCAGCUACAAUACUGAACAUUUUAUAAAACAAGACCCAAUCCUCAGCCCCACCGGCACCUCUAAUAGUGCAACUUCAAGAUCAACGCCUCUAACAGUCACUGUUCCAGGGAAUACCACAAGCUACACUUUCCUUGAUUUACUUCCCCACCAGACCUACAGCCUACAGGUGGAAGCAUGCACCAGUGUGGGUUGUUCAGUGUCUGGGAGGUCUCAGUAUUUUCGUACCCUGCCAGCUCCCCCUGAAGGGAUCCCUGCACCUCACCUUUACUCUGACACUCCCACCUCUGUUCUCUUAUCCUGGGGUGCACCAGAGUGGAGCAAUGGACCACUGGAACGGUGGUUGAUUGAGCGUAGAGUUGCUGGGACCAAACAAGUCUCCACGGUGGGCCAACUCCUGCCAGAUCCUCCCCCACUUUCUUUCCUGGACUCUUCAUCAGCUCUCAGUCCCUGGACGAGCUACCAGUACCGACUUGUACUCCAUAAUCAGGCUGGCAACACUACGGGGCCCUGGGUCAGUAUUACCACUAGACCUUCUAGACCAGCUGGUCUCAGCCCACCAACAGUGAGAAUCUUGGGACCAGAGUCACUUCAAGUCACAUGGUCACCUCCUCUCAUUCCCAAUGGAGAAAUUCAUGGCUAUGAGCUCCGUCUCCCAGAACCUCGUAUCUCUCAUGAUGCUGAUGAUGCAUCUGAGCUCAGCGUCACCAUAAUGGACCUCAUUCCGUACACGAAUUACAACAUCACUGUGUUGGCAUGUUCAGAGGGUGGAGGACAUGUUGGAGGAUGCACAGAAAGCCUGCCAACUCCAGCUACGACAUUACCCACAAUUCCUGAAGGCCUUGCACCUCUGUCAGUGGUAGCGGUCAGCGAGUCUUUCCUGGCCAUUUCCUGGCAACCACCAAGCAGACCCAAUGGACCGAACAUCAGAUACAAGUUGCUCAGACGUAAAACCCACCAGCCCCUGGCCAUCACCACGGUCCCCACAUUAACAGCCACGUCCCCACCCCCCUCUGAAGAUCUCCAUCGCUGGCUCCAUGUUUACUCCGGCACCAAAUUGUUCUACCAAGAUAAAGGCCUAAGCAGAUUCACCCAGUACCAGUACCAGUUAGUGGUUCAUAAUGACGCUGGCCACUCUUUGGGUGAGACUGUUACUGCGGUGACCAUGGCUGGGGUGCCCCUUCACCCUCCGUCUCUGUCUGCCCACGCUAUCAACCACACUGCUAUACAAGUCAACUGGACACAGCCAUCUUUGCAAGACCUGCAGGGAGAAGUGGAAUCUUACUUUCUCACAGUAGAGUCUCCUCUGCCAAGAGUGAUUUUGGCUUUAGGACCUGAGAUCAAGUCCACAGUGAUAAGUGACCUUUGGCCCAGCACCACAUAUAUGAUGUCACUACAGGUGUCCAACGGAGCCCAUAAUACCACUAAAACAAUAGUUAAUGUCACCACUGCAGAUGGAGCACCAGAGGGGAUGUCGGCCCCAGAGCUGGUUCCAGUAAACAGCAGCACAGCACGUGUUCUCUGGGUCCCUCCUUUUCGACCCAAUGGAGCCGUUACUGGUUACAGCAUCUAUGUUAAUGACCGUUUCCAUGGCAAUGUAGACAACAGCUCAGGGUCAUACCUGCUGGGAGACCUACUGCCGUUUACUGUCUAUGACGUACAGGUGGAGGUGUGCACAGUGUAUGCAUGUGUUCGGAGUAAUGUUACCAAAACAACUACUGUGGAGGACCUUCCUGCUAACUUCGCCACGCCGCAUGUGCAAGUAAUUAGUCCCAGGGUGGUGAGAUUAGAUUGGUCCCAUCCAGGCAAGCCCAGUGGGAUCAUGCUGGGCUAUGAGGUUUUAAGACGGACCCUCAGAUCAUGUGCUGAUGGGUCAACAGGGGGCACAUCAUCCUUGGGGGAAGAGUCAGACAAUGCAGGUGGUUUAAGGUUUAGAUGUUUCUACAUGCAGUGUCCUGUGAGUCAUGGUGUUUGUGGGACAUCCUGCUUCAAUCCUGACAAACAGGUUUGCUGCAGUGGGCUACUGUACACAAAGAAACCACAUCAUCACUGCUGUGAUGACAGUUACUUGAGUUUGAAUAAUUCUUCCCACCCAGUGUGCUGCAAUGGAAAGCUAGUCUCAGCUCUCCCUAACCACCAGUGCUGUGGAGAUUACUAUGUUCAUGUAAAAAACAAUGAAUACUGCUGUCCUGACCACUUGCAGGGCCGGGUCUCGGUGGGGCUGGGUGACAGCUGCUGUGGGGGGGUUCCUUACUCCGUGACAGGCGGCCAGCUCUGCUGUAGUGGGAGCCUCCAUGAUGGCUAUGGGGUCCAAUGCUGUGGAGGCCGGAUUGUAGAUGAUACACUGGUGUGUUGCGGUGAUGCUGAGAGGGGGGAAGUGCAUAAAUAUACUCCAGGUUUUGCCUGCUGUGGUCAGGAGUAUAUAAACUCUUCAACCUCUCUUUGCUGUGUGAGCAAUGAUGGAUAUCCCACAAUGCACCCUGCUGGCAACGCCACAGUGACACUGCAGUGCUGUGGGUCAAAAGUCAUACACCAAGAAGAGGAAUGCUGCAACGGGAUUGGCUUCGAUCCCCGACGACAUGUGUGUGCUGACCGACCCACACCUGGUCUCUUAAUACAGCACCAGUGUUUAAAGGGUGAUGUCUGUCCCAUAGCCGUCGCAUCUACAGCUUACUGUGGCUCCUGUGACCUUGAUCCAUCUACAACUGCCUGCACAUGGGUGUUGUCUGCACAGCCUGACACACAGUCCACAACAUACUCACCAUUCAUCAACCCGAUGCAGGAAACGGUCACUACAGGCCUCUCUACACAUACAAACAGAAGUAAUAACGCUUACAAAAUGCUAGAUACAAACGGUCACACACACGCUGAGAAUAUGCACUUCGAGGGAAGCCUGUGUCCAUCACACGAGGAGGCUGUGUACAGCGGAGACGCCGGCAUAUACACCUUUACAGACUCUGACCUGGAGCCUUUUACCACCUAUGAAUACAGAGUGAGGGGCUGGAACAGCUUCGGUCGGGGCUCCAGCAAUGUUACAACAGUGACAACCAGUGAAGACAAGCCAUGGGGAGUGGCACCGCCUCGCUGGGGCCGUCUGGGUGCACGAGAUGACAUCAUCCAGUUGCAAUGGCAAACUCCCGCUAGACCUAAUGGGAAUAUCACCCACUAUGUUAUACUGCGUGAUGGACAAGAGCGUUACCGUGGUGAUGAAAAUAGUUUCACUGAUGUUGGUGGCAUCAGGCCUUUUCAGGAAUACAUUUACCAGCUGAGAGUCUGUAACCGUGCUGGUUGCACUGACAGUUUACAGGUGGUGGCAGUGACGGUCCGAGGAGUCCCAGAGGACGUGAAGCCUCCAGUGGUAACAGCUGUAAGCUCCUCCUCUCUCCACGUGAGCUGGUCUGAGCCUGAACAUCCCAAUGGAGUCAUACAGCGGUACCACCUGAACCAGACUGGUGUCGGAACCAUAUUUACUCACACUGAUGGACCCAGAAAUUACACCCUGACUGGUUUGCAGCCAUACACAGAAUACAGUUUUGUGCUGGUCGCCUGUACAGCUGUUGGAUGUGGAGCCAGUUUACCAUCCACAGGGCGAACCCUGCAAGCCUCGCCUGCUGGUGUAUGGUCAACGCCCAGACACCUAAUAAUAAACACAUCUGCGGUGGAGCUGUACUGGGAUCAGCCAUCCCAGCCUAAUGGACACAUCUCCCAGUACAGACUGAACAGAGACGGUCACACUAUUUUUACCGGAGACCAACGUGACCGGAAUUACACCGACACUGGACUCCUGCCAAACCGCAGGUAUUUGUAUGAGCUGGAGGCUACCACAGGAGGUGGGACUGGUGUGAGUGACAAAUAUGUUAUAGAAACACCAGUCUCAUGCCCCACUGGGAUCCCACCUCCCCACAAUGUGACGGUGUCAGGCCCCUACUCCAUCUCUCUUUCCUGGUCCCCUCCUGUUCAACUAAACAGCAGCCAGGUUGUGAAGUAUAACAUCCUGUUGAAUCCAGGGAGUGACAGUGCUGUGAGGCGUCAUGCUGGGCAGGUCAUGAACCUCACUGUGACAGGUCUGGAGCCUUUCACCACUUACUACAUAAGAGUGCAGGCCUGUCAGAGAGAUGGAUGCGGGGUAGGAGAGGGUGUCACUGUUCGGACUUUAGAGACCACCCCAGAAGGUCUACUGCCCCCCACAGUAAACACUGUGGGUGCCAAUGUGUUGGAGAUCCACUGGUCACCCCCCAAAAAACCAAAUGGACUCAUCUUCUCCUACCAUAUAUACAGGCGUCCAUCCGGAACGGAGGAGGAGCUGCUGGUUUACAUCUGGUCCAGUGGGCCGCUUGAAUUUUUUGAUGCAAGCCCUGCCCUGCGACCUUUCAGCUACUUUCAGUACAGGAUUCGUGCCCACAACUCUAAAGGUUCAGUUUUGAGUCAGUGGACUUUAGCUCAGACCUUACAGGCAAAGCCACAAGAUAUGGCCCCUCCUAUUGUCACACCCUCUGGUGCCUACUCAGUCCACCUGAAAUGGAGCGAACCGGGACAGCCCAACGGUCUUAUUUCCCAUUAUAGGUUGGUUUACAAGAAACUGCAACAGGACCCAACGCUCAACUCAACCACUGUUACUGCUCUUACUGUAGAGGGUUCAGUCCUAGAAGCAACCAUUUAUGGUCUUGAGCCAUACAGUCAUUACAGUCUACAUGUGGAAGCUGUGAAUGGGGCAGGCGGUGUGUCCAGUCCCUGGGUGGACAUUAGGACCCUGGAGGCUUGUCCGGCCGGCCCUUCUAACUUCACAGUGGAGCACAGAGAGCAGGGCAGGGCAUUACUGCUCAGCUGGGAUCAGCCACAUACUCCAAAUGGAGUCAUCACGAUGUAUAACUUGUACAGCGAGGGGAACCUGGAGUUCAGCGGACUCUCACGCAGCUUCCUGUUUCGUCGUUUGGAUCCAUGGACCACAUAUACUCUGACUCUUGAAGCUUGUACAUCAGCAGGCUGUACACACAGCCCUCCUCAGUACAUCACCACAGCAGCAGCACCACCUACUUCCCAGCCUCUGCCAACACCUCUCUUCAUUGGCCCAGACCGCGUGUCACUUACCUGGGGCCCUCCCUCCCAACCCAAUGGCCCAGUUGGAGAGUAUUUGUUACGUGGGAGAAGUGUGGAGGAGGAGGUGAGGGCAAGGAGUAACGAAGAUGAUACUGAAGGAGGCAAAGUUCUUUUCAGAGAAACAUCUCCCCAACAAGCUGAAACUUUCUCCUACACUGUGACUAGUUUGCGUCCAUGGACACAGUAUGAGUUCAGUGUCUGUACUCAGAACCCAGCUGGACACACCUGCAGCCCCUGGUUACCUGUAACAACCAGACAAGCCCCUCCUCGUGGCCUGGCCCCUCCAACAGUGACUCAUCUCCAGGGCCAGCCUAGUGAGGUGGUCGUGUCCUGGACCCCUCCUCUGGAGCCUAAUGGGGUACUUCUGUCUUAUAGGAUUCAGAGGAACAAUAUCAGUUUCUUAUUCAGUUUUGACCCUACAGUCCUCAACUAUACAGAUGAAGACCUGCAGCCAUUUUCAACAUACAGCUACUCCAUCAUAGCCUGCACAUCUGAGGGAUGUGUCACCAGCCCUCAAACAACUAUCACAACUCUAGAGGCCCCACCUGCUGCAGUGGAAGCUCCAAGAGUGGACACCGUCACAUCCAACAGUAUAAGCAUUUCCUGGAGUAAACCAUUAAUGCAGAACGGAGAGGUGACAGAGUACGUGCUGAAACUGAACAGUGAAGGGGCUUAUCGUGGGAAAGACUUAAACACAGUGUUGUCAGAUCUGCAGCCACAUACGUCAUAUGAGCUGGUUCUGUUGGCUUGUACCAGUGGUGGGUGCACUGCCAGCAUCACAUUGUCCACUGUAACUGAUGAGGCUCCUCCUACUGGCCUGCAUGCCCCAACUCUUAAGGUUACUGGCCCAGAGUCGGUGGAGAUUAGCUGGAGUCUACCAGAGCACCCUAAUGGAAUCAUCACAGAGUAUGAACUCCGCAGAGAUGGUGAAGUUAUCUAUGUUGGCACAGAGACCCAUUACCACGACUUCACACUUCUGCCAAGUGUGGAAUACAGCUACGCUGUCAGGGCCAACAACAGCAGAGGCGCAGUGAGCAGCACAGUAGCCAGAGCAAAGACUCACCCAUCAGCUCCUUCUGGUGUGGGUCUCCCCACAUUGACACCUCUGGGAGCAAGCCAGGUGAGAGUGGAGUGGCAGACUCCAGCUCGUCCUAAUGGAGACAUUGUGAGUUACACUGUGUAUCAAAGAGAUCCAGUCCAACUAAGCAUCACCAGCACUGUGUUCACUCCAGAAGACAGAGCUUUCUCUGACAGACACACCACUCUGCAAGGGCUGGAUCCUUACCAUAGGUAUGAGGUGAGGCUGGAGGCUUGCACAGCACUUGGCUGCUCCUCCAGUGACUGGACAUCUAUACUCACGCUAGAGGCUCCCCCUGCUGGACAGACGGCGCCACUGUUGGACCUCCAACCUGACACGCACACCAGCCUCCACACCAGCUUUCUACUCACCUGGUCCCCUCCAGCUCAGCCAAAUGGUAAAAUCCUGCAUUAUGAGGUGUACCGCAGGCUGGACUCGACCACUGACACUCACAGACUUGAUGCAGCAACAGUUGUCUACAAGAAUGUCUCUACUACGUGCAAAGAUAACGGACUCCUGCCAUACACUGUAUACCAAUACCAGGUGUGGGCAGUGAAUUCGGCUGGUCGUUCUGCCAGUCCAUGGGUCACUGGGAGAACAGGAUCUGCUCCUCCUGAAGGUGUAGGCCCGCCCAUUUUUCUGCAUGUUUCAGCAACCUCAGCAGUGGUAAACAUCCGUCCUCCAGCCCGACCCAAUGGGAUUGUUAGUCUUUACAGAGUGUUCUCACUGGAACGCAACAACCACACUCUGCUCUCAGAGGGGACAUCCCAUCAGCAGACACUCCAUGGUUUACAUCCUUACACCCAGUACUGGGUAGGAGUAGAGGCCUGCACCUGUUAUCAGUGCUGCAGCCAGGGUCCGCUGAGUGAGCUUCGCACCCUGGCUGCCCCUCCAGCCCACCAGCCUCCUCCUCGCCCCGUCACCCUCACAUCUCGUUCUGUUCAGCUGGAAUGGGAUGAGCCCUUGGCCCCUAAUGGAGUCAUCGAGAGCUGUGAGCUACAUCUCAGGUCAUCCUGCCCGCAGCCCCCCCAGCCUGUACCUCUCCCCUGCUCUACGGAACCAGCAGAAAUCUGUUUCUUUGGCAAAAAGUGGAGCUACAAUGUUACAGGUCUCCGACCAUACUCCACCUAUGAGCUGAGAGCUGCCUGCUUCAAUAACAUGGGCAGCACCGCCUCCAACUGGACUACUGUUACCACCCUCAGUGAAGCCCCCCAGUAUGUGUCCUCCUUCUCAGUGGGCAGUAACCUGACAGUUAUUUGGCUGGACUGGACGGGGUCCUUCUCCCUCAAUGGAUACCUGAAGGAGUACAGUGUGACUGAGAGCCGGCUGAGGGUUUAUACUGGUUUCUACAGUUAUCUCCAUAUUCCACGCACUUCACAGAAAACUCUGUCAUUUCAGGUGACUUGCACCACAGACAGUGGCAGCGCCAGCACUCCGACCAUCAGAUACAGUCCAGCCACCGGCCUCGCUCCUCUUGAACCUGAAGACGGCGGUAAACAGGGAGUCAGCAUGUCAGCCACCCCGGUUUACUCUGAACUCUGGUUCAUUCUACUGUUAGCUCUGCUGGGUCUCUUUUUGUUAGCCAUACUGCUGGGCUUAGUGCUACAGAGAGCCUUGAGGAAGAAUCCAUCAACCAGAGAGCGCCCUCCACUGGUCAUGCUUCAGAAGACCAGAAAAGCAGGCGGCGACACAUACAUGAGGUCCUAUCCUGAGUUGUGCUCUAAACAUCACUCCGGCUCUGUGCUCCUACCCGAUCGCCCCACAGGUCUGACGGACACAAAGAUCGCCGGCAGCAGCUCACGUUUCAGCCCCAUUUCUGUCCUGAGGGUUCCCAGUCAGACGGACCUCUGCCAGGCCUACUCCCAGCAUUCCUUGCACCGCAGUGUCAGUCAGCUGAUCGACGGGAAGUCACUGAUGAUGGAGGAAGGAAGCUGGGACAACCCACUAGGACAUGAUUCUGGGCUGUAUGUGGAGGAAGAUGAGUUUGUGGAUGCCAUCAAGGCCUUAAGUUCUGGGAAAAAGGAGCACACCAUGUUCACUGACACUCAUCUUUAAGACAAGGUUCCAACACCUGUCAGGUACCACAGCUGCCAUCCAGAGUCCAGGUUCAAAGUGAGACAGUAAAACAUUCACAUACGCUCUUUAGAGGCAGGACUCCUAAACAUGAUUCAUAUCAGUUACUGUGCUAAUUUAGGAAGUCAUGGAAAAAUAUUUUAAAAGAAAUGAUGACAGAAAUGUUACUUAAAGAGUAAAUAUAACAUCAUACACAUAGAAUGCAAUAAUGUUUUCCACCAAGUGUAAAUUCAAAGUUAUAAAAGAAAACCACCCUCAACACCCUGAAGGAAAGAGAGUAAAGGCUGUUUUAUGAGAGAGCAUUCACCUUUAACUGUAUUUAAACAGGUUUUGUUUCAUUUUACACCACACUGUAUGACUCCUUGCCAAGCCUUAACUUGAGUAAAGGCAGGGAUCCAACAUCCGUGAAUGUAGUUCACAUAUAAACACAGUCGCUGCGAUUGUUUAGGUAGGGAGAUAAUCACGCAGUACACUGACUUCAUAGCUUGAAUGUAUCCAUAACUAGUGAUUAUACUGUGUGUUUUAUCAGACCUUGCUCAGAUUAAAAACCAGAACAGCCCUUAAAAAAACUUUCUCGUGAUAUUCUGCUUGUAUUAUGAUUCACUGUCUGUGCUUGCCAAUUGUUAGUAGUUUAGUUACUUUGAAAAGUGCAAAAUAGCAGGUUUACUUCACAGUAUCCAGAAUCAAACCAGUCUAGGAAGCAGUUCAUGUCAGUCACCUCUUCUGCAUCAACCAGUAACUGUGCCUAGUAAGCUUACACAUUAUCAGCAGCAAUAGUCCUGUAGUUGCAAUAACACACAUGGCCUUGAUGCUUGUUUUAUUAGAAAAAAAUGCCAACAGUUUGUGUUUUUUAAUGUGUUAAAUGUGGCUGGGAAUCACAGAUGUGCCGUCUGAUUGUUGUGAUUAUGUGAUGUAACUUGAAAGCCCAAUCUGAGAUUUUGUGUCACCAUAUCACCUGUGUAUGUUUACUGCAAUCUAAACAUGAAGGAAACCAGUGAUUAUGAAAUCGAGUUUUGUUCAGCCGUAGUGAAGCUACAUACUGCAUCUGGGCUUGAUUUCAUAGUUCAGUGUGUCCAGAGUCAGUGUUGUUUGUCUGUGGCGUAUCGUAAUUUCCAUCCAUCAGCUUAGGAAUGUUUUGUCCUUUUAGCAGAAACACAACAUUGAUUAUAUUUGGAUUCCACAGAUUGGGCCUAGCAACAGUAUUUAUCAGUGACAGAUGUUGACUUUCUGUAUAAUGUUGAUGGGUUUUUAAUGUUUUUGUGUACAAUAUUGAAGCCUACUGUAUUAUUACAAAAACCUUUUUUUUUUUUUUUUACACUGGCAGUAUUAUUUAUGGUCGUAAAAAAAUAUUAUUUAUAGAUGAUUCAUUGAUCAAUGUUUGUUUUUUCUGGGAAAUUAUAAAAAACUGUCCAAAAACA